Molecule: messenger RNA, 1080 nt
Organism: Spirometra erinaceieuropaei
Lineage: Eukaryota; Metazoa; Platyhelminthes; Cestoda; Diphyllobothriidea; Diphyllobothriidae
Source: the annotation of a GenBank genome assembly
AUGGUUAGGGGCAGUCAACCAUGGUGCGUAGUCAUCGCCAUCCUAGUGGCCCUCCCCCCGACUACGCCGGUUAGUUUCCAUGUUACUGAAAAGGAAAAGUCCUGGGGAUGCCAGGGCGAUCGAGAGAUCGCCUGCUGCCCGGGGGACUGCAGACAGGUGGAGUUCGAACGACCCGAAUUCUACUCCUGUUCGUGCGCCGACACUCAUUACGCCAUGCGCACCUUUGAUCCCACCUCCGCCCACCUGAUUACCACCAAGUGCAUCAGCCGGCGAGAAAACUACUGUGUCAUCUGUCAUCCCAGCCACACCUACGCCUGCACUGAGAUUCCAGACAAAAAGUCCGCCGUCUGUCAUUGUCUGCCCGAGUACAGCACGGAGACUAGGUGUUUCCAGCUGAAGAAUGCCUGCACAGACACGACGCUGGGUUCCACAAAGAACGGCAAUGAGACCUGUCGUGUGGAGGAGGGAAACCUCUGCUUUCCAGAGCCCGGAACCCACCGAUACACUUGCGUCUGCGCGCACCCUCAUCGUGCUCUGUCAGAGAAGUCCUUCCCCAACUGCAUGGCCAGUCCCGAACACGCCUGCGAGCGAUACCUCUGCGUGGGCUUCCAACCGAGACCGCACAUCCCCACCUUGAUUACGCCAAGGUUAGUCACCAUAGCCACCGGCAGGAGAGACAGUCUGCACCCUAACGUGGGGCAGUGUGUGGCGCACCCGGGAGUCCACUGCCAGUGUCCCACAAAUUGGUACGGACCACACUGUACGAUCCAUCGGGGUCACCCGGAGGAAGCCACCUGGUCGCCCUGGUCCAACUGCCGGCCGGACUGCAUCGACCCCCGAGACGGCUACAGGGCACAUGGUGUCGGUUUCCUCUACACCCUGGCUUCCUGCUCAACUCAGGAGAAGAGUGUCUGCACCGGCAAGUUUAAAAUCUGGCGUCGAUGCAAGGUGACGCUGUUGUGCACCCUCAGCCAGCCCAGUGAGCAGUUCUCCCCGGAAGUCACCAGAGCACUGUCGAAGGCUAUGAAACUGGACGCACCGGUUCGUUUUCCUCUUUCUGGCAGAUCGCAGUCCCUUUGA